Messenger RNA from Alexandromys fortis (reed vole), 3130 nucleotides. Its product is annotated as protein mono-ADP-ribosyltransferase PARP14-like. The record is from RefSeq and is a predicted model, not a curated record. Gene Ontology annotation, biological process: protein poly-ADP-ribosylation; negative regulation of gene expression. Lineage: Eukaryota; Metazoa; Chordata; Mammalia; Rodentia; Cricetidae. Gene Ontology annotation, molecular function: transcription corepressor activity; NAD+-protein mono-ADP-ribosyltransferase activity; NAD+ poly-ADP-ribosyltransferase activity. The transcript is spliced from 14 exons. Bases 60 to 2774 code for a protein of 904 amino acids. Gene Ontology annotation, cellular component: nucleus; cytoplasm.
GAGUAAACUCUGCGCAGCUUUAGGCGACCCAGCAGUAGCGGUUUCGCAGGCCUGCCAGGAUGGCAGAGUCCGGGCCCUUCCCGCUGAUGGUCGAGGGGUCUUGGGGCCUAGACCCCCCGAAGACCUUAAUCAACAAGUUGCAAAUGUACUUCCAGAGCCGAAAGAAGUCGGGCGGAGGGGAGUGCGAGGUCGUCCCACAGCCCGGGAGCCCGGCAAGCUUCCUGGUGCUCUUUUCCCCGGAGGACGUUCGGCAGAAUGUUCUGAAGAAAGAGAAUCAUGAGUUAGUGUGGCCAGGAAAAGGAACAUUCAAGUUAACUGUCCGGUUGCCCGAAGACUCAGAGAAAGCCUCAGUCUCUAAGGAGGCAGUUCCAGAUAAGGAAUCUGAGACAAAAAAGGAAGCUACAGUAAAAGGGCUUUCCAUGACAAUGAGACACUCCUGCUCCUGGCAGCACCAAUCUACUUCAAAAGGAAGUAGGGCAUUGAAAAGGCACCUUAUGGAGUUUGAUAGCCAUUUGGGCAAGAAACUGUUCUUGCCUGGACUGUUGCAUAAUAGACACGAAGAACCCACAGAAAGAGGACUGCUGAACUUGCCUAAAGUUUCCUCAGAUGAUUUGGAUACAGCACAUUCUCCUAGCAACAGAACAGAAGAUGUCUCCAAAGAAUGUGAAACUGUUCCCUCCAUGGUGGCUUUUGAAAACCUGCCUGAGAAAGUGACUGUCAUAGUGCUGACCAUCCUGGUGGAGAAUAUAAGCGGCUUCUCUAGUGACGACUUUAAGGUGGAAGUGAUCCGAGAUUUUGGUGUUGCCGUGGUUACCUUUCAGAAGCCUAUAGAUACCAAAAAAUUUAUUAUUGAUUGUAUCAGUCACCAUUCGAACCGACAGCUACAGCUUGCGCCGAGACUUCUGGAAACAACAAAUGUAGUUAGGGUGGAAAACCUGCCUCCUGGGGUAGAUGACUACCAGCUGCAGCUCUACUUUGAAAACCCUUUCAAUGGGGGCGGAAGAGUCACCCAGGUCGAGUGUUUCCCAGAAGAGAGCGCGGCGCUGGUUGAGUUUUCAGACUGCAAAGUGUUAGACACCAUUCUGGCCAAGAAGCACAGUUUCAACAGGAUGCCACUGUCUGUCUUCCCCUAUUAUCCUUCUCUGGGCACAGCCUUGUAUGGCGAUGAGAAGCCGCUGGUCAAGCUUCCAGCAUCUUUCCAAGAGUCACUGGGCCUUCCUUUGUGGAAGUUCUUUCAAAAACAUAACCAUCUGAUAAAGGAGAUAAAUGACCAAAUGAGACGCUGUCACUGUGAGCUAACAUGGUCUGACAUCAACGGCACAGUGACCGUCAGACCUGCUGCCACCUUNGAGAGAGCAUUUUCAUAUGAAUUUGACAAAAGGAGUCAUGGAAAUCCAAGUGACACCCAAGGUUUUUAUGGGAGUCUCUCCAGCCCUACCUUAGGAGUGCAUGAAAUGAAUAUUGGCCCGAUCCUCUUCCAAGUGGCCACGGGGGACAUCACCAAAGAAGCGGCAGAUGUGAUUGUCAAUUCAACAUCAAACACAUUUGAUCUCAAAUCAGGAGUCUCCAAAGCAAUUUUGGAAGGUGCAGGACCAAGUGUGGAGAACGAAUGUUCUGUCUUGGCUCAGCAGAACAGUGAGUACAUAGUUACUGAAGGUGGAUCACUGAGAUGCAAGAGUAUUAUUCACGUUGUUGGUGGGAAUGACGUGAAGAGAUCAGUUUCCUGUGUUUUGGAAGAAUGUGAACAACGGAACUACUCAUCCAUUUGCCUACCAGCCAUUGGCACAGGAAGUGCUCAACAGGACCCAGAUGCAGUUGCUAAAGCCAUAAUGGAUUCCAUUGAAGAAUUUAUCCAGAAAACAUCAGUGCGGGCUGUGAAGAAAGUCAAAGUUGUUAUCUUCCAGCCUCAUAUCCUGAGUGUUUUUUAUGACAACAUGAAAGACAGAGAAGGCUCCCCAGCUCCUCCCCAGCCGUCUCUACUGUCUAAGAUCACCUCCUUUUUUGGCUUUUCAAAGCACACUCCGCACAAACAGGAGACCCUGUUUUUGGAGAAGAAAAUAGAGCAGACAGUUUUCCAGGUAUGUGGCAUAGAUGAAGACAGUGUGGAACGCACGAUCUCCUGGAUACAGAAUCUGAUCAACAAAGAGCAGCUACCCUAUAGCAGUGUUGAUGAGUGUGUCAGAGACUUUGGUGAGAAGGAGUACAAGAAGCUGAAUGAGCUGCAGGAGAGGCUGAAUAUCGUCAUUGAGCUGGACAAGAAGACACCUUUGAUUAAAGUUGCAGGAAUCAGCAGAGAUGUGAUGGGAGCUAGAGAUGAGAUUGAAAACCUGAUCAAGAGCAUCCGGUUGGCUAAAGAGAAGGAAAGCCAGGCAGACUAUGUCCUCUCAUUCGUGGAAUGGCGAUAUAUUGUCAACAACGUCACACACUGUUUCGACAAAAUGACUAACAUGCAGUUGGAGAACGCACGGCAGGCAAAGCACAGGAGCACUGUUGUCAAAAUUAAUAAUCAGGACUUCACAGUGAACUUGAGGACGAACAUGGCCACAGGCCCUCAAGGACAGAGUGUCACAGUUCAGCGCAUCUUAAAAGAUGAAGCUGAAAUCCCUUCAAAUUGGAGUGACAUGAGGCAGAAGAAAUUGCUUGUGGUCAGUCUGCAAACCAAUAAUCCUGAGUAUAUCAUGGUGGCAAACCAGUUCCACCAGACCUGCCAAAACUUCGUCAUAGAGAACGUAAGUCGGGUGCUGAGUUUUCUAAUGGAAACGUUACAUAGUUAAGUAAGUGAUAUUACCCAUGUUCCUGAAUAAACCCACUCAUAUAUGGGUCUGGAGGUGGCCCAUGGGUCAAGAUUUUGUAUUGUGGGAUGGAAAGAUGGCUCUUCGGUUUGGAGCACUGGUUGCUCUUCCACACAUCCUGAGUUCAGUUCCCAGCAUAGUGGCUCACAACCAUCUGUAUUGAGUUCUGGUGCCCUCUUCUGGCCUAUAGGAACACAUGCAGGCAGAACAUGAUAUUCAUAAUUAAUUAAUUAAUUAAAAGAUUUUGUUUUGCGCUGUCAGAGGACCACAAGUUCCAAGUUUGGUAUCCAGACCCACAUCAGGUAGCUUACAACAGCCUGAAACUGUAGCACUUAUCU